AGUCAAAAAUACCUGGCAACUGUAUAAAGAACCUGAUUUCUUCAUCUUCCUCCCUCUUUCUGUAGAUUUAAUGAAUGAUUUUCCUCCCUUUCCUUUUCUCUUCCCUAGACUAAACCCAUCCGAUCUCCUAGCUAGGAUCACUUCCAUCCCCACCCUCCCUUGUGUUGAGAAAUUGCAGUGAGCUGAGUCGCUCUGCAUAUUAAUGAGUUCGCAGGAAGGGCAGCAGGAGCUGUUUUAAAAGAGGACAAGAGGAGCAAAGAGGCACAGGCAGCUCAGACAGAGAGCUGAAACUGACAAGGCAGCAGCAGCAAGAGAAAGGAAUCCGGAGGUCUCCAAAUUCCUUCCCUGACAACAUCAAACCAGUGAAUCUGCUCGAAGACCAGAAGCAAGAAGAGCAGUCCGAUUAUAUAAGUGAGCAUCUGACCCAUCUAUUUAGGUCCCUGAGGUCUUACCAUGAAGCCCCUGACAGCAGCUUUACUUCUGCUGUUCAUUGUAAUGUGCUUAGCCGCUGCAGAAGGAUCAAAGUGCAAAUGCUCAAGAAAGGGUCCUAAGAUAAGAUUCUCUGCUGUUCAGAAGCUGGAAAUCAAACCAAAGUAUCCACAUUGUAAGGAAAAAAUGAUCAUUGUAACUAUGCAGUCACGGUUCAGAGGAGGACAGCAGUACUGCUUGCAUCCCAAACUCCAAAGCACAAAGAGAUUAGUUAAGUGGUACACAAUAUGGAAGGAGAAACGCAGGGUUUAUGAAGAAUAAGAGGAAAACUCUUGGUAAAAGAAAUGGAAUUUGUUUAGCUGACUUAAGGAAUGGACUCUGCAAAGAAUAUUUCUCUCUCACAGACAUAAGACACAAAUUCUAUAUUAUUAUAAAGCACUUUUUACCAAGGGUCAGUUUUUACAUUUUAUAGCUGUGUGCGGAAGGGUCCCAGAUUUGUCUGUUGGACACUUCAAAUUUCAUACCUGUCUGCUUUAUACUGAGAUUGUGAAAACUCAUGCUUUUCAUUUUAAAUAAAUGCUUUUUUUGUAUUCAUUCAUACAUCACUAUGAUUACAAUCGAGCUUUAUAAGCUCAUUAGACAAACAAUAUUUGUAGCGGUAUUAUAUAAUAGUGUCUCUUAUCCUUUUGUACUGGGAAAGCUUCAGUGGUGUGUUUAGGGUUAUCCAACUAUGAUGGAAGCAGCACAAUGUAGGGACUGAGGAACAGCUUGCUGUGUAACAUGUCACGGAAGUGUAGUGGCAUUUAUAGCUGCGGAGAUGAGGUUCCUUAGUGGCUUGUCAAUUGCCUACCAACAUCACUUUGUAUCUGUUCUUUAAUGAAAGAGGGUCUUGCUGAAAGGUGAAAUGUAUUACAUACCCCCACUUAAUGUUUUACAUACACUAGAAAACAUUUCUAGAGCAGUUUUAUUACUAAGAAUGUGUUUGAUCUAUUUUCACCUGAGGUUCUUGUGAAAAGUUUGCAGCUUCAUCAGUUUUCAGAUAUUUUAAUUUUCAAGAAUACUGUGUAUGAUUGUGUAGAUUUGUAGCAAAAAGUCUUUGAAAAGUACCUUUUUAUGAAAAAUCAGAGAGGGCAAACAUAUUAAAUAAAUAUAUAUGUUUUAGUCACAAAGCAACAUAUUCAUUAUUUUGAAUGUAAUACUUAAAUAUUAAGCAGUGCAUUCCUCUUUUUAAAAAUAAAAUAACAAAACUACCUUUUCAUGUGUAAAUAUACUACAGGGAGUCUCCCUAUAUUAUCUUUCUGUAUAAUGUACUGUACUGCUAAAUUAUCAUAUGCUAUUUAAAUGUUUGAAAUAUUUAGAAAGUUGCAUGCAGAUUUCAUAUUUCUUUCUAAAAACACAUGGAAAAAUAAGUAAUAAAAUAUAUUUUAAAAUGCCAAA
Messenger RNA from Gopherus flavomarginatus (Mexican gopher tortoise), 1866 nucleotides. It is a transcript of the gene CXCL14, whose product is annotated as C-X-C motif chemokine ligand 14. The transcript is spliced from 4 exons. Gene Ontology annotation, biological process: antimicrobial humoral immune response mediated by antimicrobial peptide; cell chemotaxis. Gene Ontology annotation, molecular function: chemokine activity. Gene Ontology annotation, cellular component: extracellular region. The record is from RefSeq and is a predicted model, not a curated record. Bases 454 to 750 code for a protein of 98 amino acids. Lineage: Eukaryota; Metazoa; Chordata; Testudines; Testudinidae.